UGUUUCGGGUUUUAGGUCACGUGACUGCCGCUUCCAACAUGGCCGCGACCUGGAAUGGCCUGUUCUGCGCGCUGCUCUGCUCGACUUUACCUCAGAUCGUCACGAAUAACGCUGAUGGCUGUGCAGACCUCCGUGUGGGACAGUAUCUUUGCAAAAGCCCUAAAAUUGAUGAUGCAACUCAAGAGCCAGAAAAUUGCAAGGAUCUUCUGGCAUGGGUGGAAUGCCUUCCUGCACCUAACAUCACCUGUUUGCUGUCAAAUGGGACCAAGUUCAGAUUCAGUGGGGAGGAGGUUGGAUUUAAUAAAAGUGUACCAUGUCGUAAUGUGACUGGUUAUUCCUACAAAGUAGCUGUUGCUUUGUCACUGUUUGUGGGUUGGCUGGGUGCAGAUCGUUUCUAUUUGGGCUAUCCAGCUCUAGGACUGCUUAAGUUCUGCACGGUGGGUUUCUGUGGAAUUGGAAGCCUGGUAGACUUCAUACUGAUAUCCAUGCAGAUUGUAGGUCCGUCUGACGGGUCAGAUUACAUCGUAGACUAUUACGGGGCACGGCUCACGCGACUCUCCAUAACCAACGAGACCUACAGGAGAACGCAGAUAUCUCCGUGAGCAGGGGGAACACGGGACUGAUAUCCAGGAUUGUGUCCUGUAAAUCUCUGCUUUUCCUUUUUCCAAAUGGGAAGAUGCAAGGACACACCAGACGUGUGUGUGUGUGUGUGUGUGUGUGUGUAAAGAGUUAGGGCUGCUAGGGGCUGUAAAUAUGGACAUUGAGCUUAUUAGCCCUGCUCCCUCCAUCUCUCCUCUCUGCUCCCUCCGUCUCUCCUCUCUGCUCCCUCCAUUAUAUCUUCCCUCUUCCUGUUAUGAAAUGUAAAAUGAAAUUCAUCUAUUUAUGUUCCUUUGUAAUAUAUUCACUGCAGCACAGUUAAGAUCCAAGAUGUUUUUGUUGUGUUUUAAUUUUGCCACUUGGAACAGUGUAAGUAAAGUUUUACUUCCAUGGAACA
Messenger RNA from Electrophorus electricus (electric eel), 994 nucleotides. RefSeq names its product TM2 domain containing 1 (gene tm2d1). The record is from RefSeq and is a predicted model, not a curated record. Lineage: Eukaryota; Metazoa; Chordata; Actinopteri; Gymnotiformes; Gymnotidae.